Molecule: messenger RNA, 1800 nt
Organism: Haliotis rufescens (red abalone)
Lineage: Eukaryota; Metazoa; Mollusca; Gastropoda; Lepetellida; Haliotidae
Product: retinal dehydrogenase 2-like
Exons: 14
Coding region: 167-1684 (505 amino acids)
Molecular function (GO): aldehyde dehydrogenase (NAD+) activity
Source: RefSeq, a predicted model, not a curated record
UUCAAUUCGCAACAGCUGAAGACGUUUAUGUCCCCUUGACGUGAAAAGUACAGUUAUAUAGCGGUAGCUUUUCGGGGAAUACUUUGAUAUGCUAAUUCAUGCAAAUGAGGGAGUGAAACUGGCGGGGUGAACUGAGCAGCCCGGAGUAGCCAGUACUGAGAGUAGCAUGCGACGCUCAAAGUGUAAGAUGGCUCUGCCGCUCCCCUUCACGGAAGCCAUACGGAACCCGCAGGUCAAAUUUACAAAGAUAUUCAUCAACAAUGAAUUUGUCAACUCUACAAGCGGCAAGAUGUUCCAGGUCACUAACCCGGCCACGGAGGUAAAGAUCGCGGACGUCCAGGCGGGAGACAAGGCCGAUGUUAACAAAGCCGUCGCUGCAGCUACAAGGGCGUUGGACUUCGACUCCCCAUGGCAGAGUAUGGACGCCAGCAAGAGGGGGCGUCUUCUUGAUAAACUGGCUGACCUUAUGGAGCGGGACACUGCCUAUAUUGCCAGCUUGGAGGUCAUUACCUGCGGCAAGCCAUACCGUGACGCCUUCUUCGUCGACGUUUUGAGCAGUGUGCGAGUACUACGGUAUUUUGCAGGGUUUGCAGACAAGAUUACUGGGAAGACGAUACCGAUAGAUGGGGAAUACUUCUGUUACACACGGCAUGAACCUAUUGGAGUCGUUGGACAAAUCAUACCGUGGAACUUCCCUAUACCGAUGAUGAUAUACAAGAUCGCCCCCGCGUUGGCGUGUGGGAACACGGUGGUGCUGAAGCCAGCGGAACAGACGCCCCUGUCAGCGCUCUACAUAGCAGACCUCAUCAAGGAGGCCGGGUUCCCGCCUGGCGUCGUCAACGUCGUUCCUGGGUUCGGCCCCACCGCGGGCGCUGCCAUCGCCUCCCACCCCGGCGUCGACAAGGUGUGCUUCACGGGGUCUGUUGAGAUUGGCCGUCAAGUGAUGAAGAUGGCUGCCGACUCGAACCUGAAGCGCCUGAAUCUGGAGCUUGGAGGCAAGAGCCCAAUAGUAGUGUUUGAAGACGCGGAUAUGGACUACUCCAUUGAGAAAUGCCAUCACGCGUUGUUCUUUAACGCCGGCCAGUGUUGCAUGGCAGGGUCAAGGACGUACGUACACGAGGACAUCUAUGACACGUUCGUGCAGCGGAGUGUGGAUAGAGCCAACAUAAGGAUAGUCGGAGACCCGAUGGACACGGCCACAGAAUCUGGACCACAGUUGGACCACGCCCAGUUUAAGAAGAUUUUGGCUAUGAUAGAGUCCGGCGUGGAGGACGGCGCCACGCUCCGGUGUGGAGGCCAGCGGCACGGGGACAUCGGCUACUUCAUCAAACCUACCGUCUUCUCUGAUGUCACAGAGGACAUGCGCAUUGGCAGGGAAGAGAUAUUUGGACCGGUACAAUGCAUAAUCAAAUUCAAAACUCUGGAAGAAGUAAUCACGAGAGCCAAUUCUUCCGAUUACGGCAUUGCUGCCGCCAUAUUCACCUCUGACAUCGACAAGGUCAUGCUCUUCACCAGCAGGGUCAAGGCCGGAACAGUGUGGGUAAACUGCUACAACUGGCUGACACCACAGACUUCGUUUGGAGGCGUGAAACAGUCGGGCAUCGGCAGAGAGCUGGGAGAGAGUGCCAUCAACGAGUACACAGAAGUGAAAACGGUGACUAUGAAGGCUCCGGCGAAAGUGUGAGACGUCACGGACAAGGUGACAUCAUGGCGUCCUUCCCCUGUGUGUCUCUUGCACAUAUCAACGUUACAACAUCGUGUAUUCUCAUGCUGAAAGCAAUAAAUCUACAGAAAACCACA